Erigeron canadensis is the source of this 2368-nucleotide messenger RNA. RefSeq names its product WPP domain-interacting tail-anchored protein 2-like. The coding region runs from base 229 to 2298 and encodes 689 amino acids. Lineage: Eukaryota; Viridiplantae; Streptophyta; Magnoliopsida; Asterales; Asteraceae. The record is from RefSeq and is a predicted model, not a curated record. The transcript is spliced from 5 exons.
CAUUUUCCAUGGUCUUAAAUAUUUCACAAGGCGCACGUUAGUACUUAUCAUUUCAGCAAAAUUUCCAAGAUUAUUAUAUGGCGGAGAUCCCUUUUGAUGAAACAGCAAACCCAUGUUGAGUUAGAUUGAUAAAGACCCAUAAAGUCGCAAACUUGGCUUGAAAUUCGACCCGACCCGGCUGAAAUUCUUGAGUUUUGCAGGAUUGGCACCAAAAAAAGAUAAACAAGAAUGGACUCCAUUUUAACAUAUAGUAGUAAUGUCAUUAACCCUGAGUUAGUGUGUUUUCAUGAGGGUACCACCUCUGAUGCCAAGGAUAUGGGAGAAAUAGGAACCUCUAUGGAGAUUUUGACUAAAGUUGAUCUAGAAUUAGCAUAUGCAUCAGAGAAGUUACUCAAUUUGGAAAGUCUUUUAUUGUACAUAUUAUCAUGGGAAAACGACUUUGAAGCAAUGGCUGCUGAUGAUGUCUCAGUAGAAUUCAUUGAGAAGUCUUUGAAAAUCGAUCUUUUAUUUAGUUUCUUGGAUUCUGAGGUCAAAGAACUUGACGGGUCAAUGGAUUCCAUUCGAGUUGACCUUGUUGAUGCUCAUCAAAGAUCGUCUUCUUGUAAACAUCUAGGAGAAUUGUUCUCCAUUGUUGAAAAGAAAUUGCACGAUUCUGAAGAUUCUUUGAAGCAAUCACAAGAAUAUGUUCUUGAGAUGAAGAUGAAGUUGGCCAAACUUCAAAUGACAUCAUUAGCUUUCAAUAACAAUGAAUGUUUCUCAGGAGAUUUUCGAGUUUUGGACGUUGAAGUAAAGCCAAGACUACAAACAAUAGAUAAAGUACAUGUUCUUAGAAUGCUGGAGAAAUCUUUGUCAAGAGAGCUUGAUCUGGAGAAGAAACUAACAGAAUCGAAACAAGAUGAAGAAGAUUUGAAACUAAAGUUACGGUUAACAGAACAAGUAGCAUUCAUUAUGGAAGAAGCAGCUGAGGUUGUUUGGGGUCGGUUUUUGGAGGCAGAAAAUGCUGCCGUUGUUCUAAUGGGAGUUUCAAGAGAUUUGGUAGCUGGACAUCAACUCGUCCAAUUCAAUCUCAAUGGUAUUAAUCAAAGAGAAGAUGGAUUUAGAUUGAAGCUCGAAAACUGCAUCAAACUGUUGAAUGCAAAAGACGCUUCGAUAGAAAAACUUAAUAGCAGAAUCACACAGCUUGUUGCAGAUAAUCUUGAAGUGUCAAGUUUGAGGGAAAAAGUCAAAGUUUUAGAAGAAAAGGUCAAUGAGUCCGAAUCUAACCUAAGAAAGGCAAAUGCAUCAAACGACUCGAUUGAAGAGCGUGUAAUGGAAAUGGAAAGCAUGAUAGAAUCGUUAAAAGAAGAUGUUUACUCGGCAGAAAACAGGGCUGAAACCGCAGAAGGGAAAGUAGCUGAAUUAACUGAUUCGAACAUUGAGUUAAGUGAGGAAUUGGGAUUUCUUAAAGGAAGCCAUGAAACCAGUUCUAAGAAGAUGAGUUUACUUGAAAAGCAAUCGAGAGAAUUGGAGCUCCAGUUGCAGAAUGCAAAAGUAUCCUCCGAAGCUGGUCAAGAACAGCAAAACAUGCUUUAUUCUGCAAUUUGGGACAUGGAGACUUUGAUUGAUGAAUUGAAGCAAAAGGUUUCAACAGCUGAAGGUAGGGCCGAGAAUGCUGAAGAACAGUGUUUGUUGUUGACUGAUACUACCUCGGAAUUGACCAAAGAGGUUGAAUUUUUGAAAGCUGAAGUUGAAUCACUUGAAACAUCUUUGAUUCGUGCUAAUCUUGAUAAAAUGGCUAGUGCAAAAGAUAUCAGCAUUAAAACUAAGCUUAUUAUGGAUACAGUCAAUCAACUUGCCACAGAGCGCGAACGGAUAGCAAAGCAGUUGCAUUCUCAAACAGAGGAGAAACGGAUUUUGAUGGACGCACUGCAAAAAAUCAAUAAGGAUGUAUUCACAACUAUGUAUAAAAAAGAUAUAAUUCAUGAUACAACUUCAAUAUUUCCGAAUCAUGGACUAAAGAAAGCCACAUCGAGCGAAAAGUUACAACAAAACUUAAUAAAGGUUGAAGAGAUACAAGUUUUGGAUGAUACUUCUAUACAUGACCCUGAACCAGAGUCAUCCAUUACUGAUUCUAACCCGAGUCUGGAUGAAGUAGAACUGGAAGAACCUCAACCUAGAACUAAAAGAAGGCUAGUGCUUAGAGCAAUCUGUGUGUUACUGGUUUCGGUGUUGACAGCAUUCUUCAUGGACUGGAAACAGGUGGUUUUAAUGUUUUGGUUAGGAACAUUUAUUUUGUCUGUAACAUGUUGUUUUGUGUGACAUUUAUUUGAUUUGUGUAUAUGUUAGAUUUCUUUGUUGAUUGUGUAUAUAUUGUACAUUUACUUUAUUA